UCUCCAUCACAUAUUCUCUGCUGUGCGAAAAAUCAAAAGACAAAAUGAGUUAUUCAAGUUCUUCCAAGUUUCCCUUGCUUAUGCCUCUUAUGGUUGCCUGUCUUAUUAUGGCAGCAUCUGGUAGCAACUUCCACAACGAUUUUGACAUCACAUGGGGAGAUGGGCGAGGUAAGAUUGUCAACAAUGGCGAGGUUCUCACUCUCUCCCUCGAUAAACAAUCUGGUUCUGGUUUCCAAUCCAAGAAUGAGUAUCUUUUUGGCAAGAUUGAUAUGCAGCUCAAGCUUGUCCCUGGAAACUCUGCCGGCACUGUCACUGCAUACUAUUUAUCAUCAAAAGGAACAACGUGGGAUGAAAUUGAUUUCGAGUUCCUUGGAAAUCUAAGUGGUGACCCUUAUAUUCUACACACAAAUGUGUUCAGUCAAGGAAAAGGCAACAGAGAACAACAAUUCUACCUCUGGUUUGACCCAACUACAGAUUUCCAUACUUAUUCCAUCCUAUGGAAUCCAGAACGCAUCAUCUUCUCCGUGGAUGAUACACCCAUUAGAGAGUUCAAAAACAUGGAGUCGAUUGGUGUCCCAUUUCCCAAGAACCAGCCCAUGAGAAUUUACUCCAGCUUGUGGAAUGCUGAUGACUGGGCCACAAGGGGUGGUCUGGUUAAGACCGACUGGACCCAAGCUCCUUUCACUGCCUCGUACAGGAACUUCAAUGCCGAUGCUUGUGUGUGGUCCAAUGGAGCUUCCUCCUGCAAAUCAAAUGCCCCAUCUUCUUCUACAUCAACAAACAAUGCAUGGUUGUCUCAAGAGAUGGAUUCAGCAAAGCAGCAAAGGCUACAAUGGGUGCAGCAGAAUUACAUGAUCUACAAUUACUGCACUGACGCCAAGAGAUUUCCUCAAGGUCUACCUUCAGAGUGCAAGAUGUCUUAAGGACUAGAAGAGAAAAUUAGAGAUGGUAUUAUGUUAGUCUUAGAGAUCAUCAAUAUUCAAUAUUCUUUCAAUUUUUAUUUUUAUUUUUUCUUUUUUUUUCUUAAAACCAAGUGGUGAUUCUUUUUCAUCUUUGAGAAUUCUCAUUGCUUUGUACGUGAUACAUGAUUAAUUUAAUUCCCCUUUCAAAA
Messenger RNA from Gossypium raimondii (Peruvian cotton), 1111 nucleotides. Its product is annotated as xyloglucan endotransglucosylase/hydrolase protein 22. Gene Ontology annotation, biological process: cell wall biogenesis; xyloglucan metabolic process. Bases 45 to 923 code for a protein of 292 amino acids. The record is from RefSeq and is a predicted model, not a curated record. Gene Ontology annotation, molecular function: xyloglucan:xyloglucosyl transferase activity; hydrolase activity, hydrolyzing O-glycosyl compounds. NCBI's taxonomy places the organism in Eukaryota, Viridiplantae, Streptophyta, Magnoliopsida, Malvales, Malvaceae. Gene Ontology annotation, cellular component: apoplast; cell wall. The transcript has 3 exons.